Messenger RNA from Talpa occidentalis (Iberian mole), 1611 nucleotides. It is a transcript of the gene ERP27, whose product is annotated as endoplasmic reticulum protein 27. Gene Ontology annotation, cellular component: endoplasmic reticulum. The record is from RefSeq and is a predicted model, not a curated record. NCBI's taxonomy places the organism in Eukaryota, Metazoa, Chordata, Mammalia, Eulipotyphla, Talpidae. The coding region runs from base 140 to 961 and encodes 273 amino acids. Gene Ontology annotation, biological process: response to endoplasmic reticulum stress; protein folding. The transcript has 7 exons.
GAAGUUGAAGGUUCCCCUAGAGACAGCUGCAAAGUUCCCAGAACACUAAACACACCACAGUUAAUUAACUAUCAAGUGGGCUGCGCUGGAUCAACAUCCCAAAACACAAAGUUGGAGCAAGAACAGGAGCAGGAGAAUAAUGGAAGCUGCCCCGUCCAGAUGCCUGUUUCUAUUAUUUCUCUUCACGUGCUGGCUGUCCCUGGAAGUUGUUGCUGAAGUUCAGGGAUCCUCAGAUGGUCCUGGUGACUCCCAGGGCCCUGUGAGGCUCACAGAUGUCCCGGCUGCCGUGGAAUUCCUUGCUGCUGCUGAUGUGGCUGUCGUGGGCUUCUUCCAGGAUUUAGAAAUACCAGUGGUGUCCAUAUUCCGUAGCAUGGUGCAAAAAUUCCAAGAUGUGUCAUUUGGAAUUAGCACUGCUUCUGAGAUCCUGGCCCACUACAACAUCACUGGGAACACCAUCUCCCUCUUUCGUCUGGUAGAUAAUGAACGACUGAAUUUGGAGAGUGAAGACAUUGAAGGCAUUGAUGACACCAAAUUAACCCGUUUCAUUGAGAUCCACAGCCUCCACUGGGUGACAGAGUACAACCAUGUGACUGCAAUUGGUCUAUUUAAUAGCAUGGUUCAGGUUCAUCUACUACUCUUGAUGAACAAGGCCUCCUCAGAGUAUGAAGAAAGCAUACAAAAAUUCCAGAAGGCAGCUCAGCUCUUCCAAGGAAAGAUUCUUUUUGUGUUGGUGGACAGUGGUGUGAAGGAAAAUAAGAAAGUGAUAUCAUAUUUCAAACUAAAGGAAUCUCAACUGCCUGCUUUGGCAAUUUACCGCACUGUUGAUGAAGAACGGGAUACACUGUCUGUUGAAGAAGUUUCAGUAGAACAGGUGCAAAACUUUUGUGAUGGAUUCCUGGCAGGAAAAUUGUUGAGAGAAAAUCAUGAUGCAAAGGAAAAGACUCCAAAAGUGGAACUCUGAUUUUUUCCCUGAUACUUCUGCCUAUUAACCAUUGUCUACAAUAUGCUGAAUAAAAAGAAACAAUUCAAACCUCAGAGACACUAAACGACAGGAUCAUCAGGUUUCCACAAACGUGUGCACACACACGCUUUCUUUGUCAUUAAAAUCUCAAUCACUGUCCUCAUCCUUUCUUUUAAAAUGCCUACAUGGUCUCACUAUUCAUCCAAUGGUCUCUCAUGCAUCUACACUAUGUGGCCAUACACUAUAAUAUAAUAUAAAGUAUUCCAGUGGAUGGAAGAUUUCAGAGAAAUACUGUGCUGCUCUGUGAAGAAGCGACAUUCCUAGGGAGAGAUUGUGCUGAUUUGUCAUUUAAUAUUGAAUUUGUACACGACAUAUGACUUACACGCAACAUAGUUUCUGCUCUUUCAAGUAACCUGUAAGUUGAAACUUUACUUUUCUCACAAGCAUGUGUCCCUCUCUAACUCGGUAUCAAAAAUAAAAGGAUGGUUUUAAACAUUUUUCUAGAACUGCCUUUUUACCAGAAUUUAAGUAAUGUUUCUAAACCUCUGGUCUUAGUAGAAUCAGGCCAUUUACAGACUCUGUUUGUUUAACGUUCCUAAUUCCCCAUGUAAAUGAACAACCCACAGAACAAAUAAAAGGCAAUCAUGUUA